Molecule: messenger RNA, 958 nt
Organism: Photinus pyralis (common eastern firefly)
Lineage: Eukaryota; Metazoa; Arthropoda; Insecta; Coleoptera; Lampyridae
Exons: 3
Coding region: 6-863 (285 amino acids)
Source: RefSeq, a predicted model, not a curated record
UUAUCAUGUGGAUGCUUUUCCUUUGGGCCCUUAGUGUUAUCGGUGAUAGUUGGUGUGUUUUAACUGAAGACGCGAGCACCAUCGAAUUUUUGGGCGAUCGUGUUGUCGCGAGAAACAAUGAGAAAAUCUCACAAUCGUACGGAAGAGGCAGCGGUAAUAAUUUAGGGGCGGAAUAUCCAGACGAUAGAAUAUCGGAGUAUAGCAGUCGAUGUUCGGAACGGUUGGAGAAUGCCCUGGAGAAAAUUCGACGCCGUGAACUGAGCAAACAGAAAUCAGUCAAAUUACACGGAUAUUCCCUACAUCACCAAAUGAGAUCUGCGCCUUACGACAUGUACGUAACCGAAAUGAGGGUGCGGAUACCAUCAACGGUUAGUUGGGUGAGAGUGGAUAAAUGUCGCUUUGAUCCGAGAAACUCAAGCUUGGAAACGCGUCUUUUAUUUAACGAUUUGACUAUCAGCGGUAAGGUAAAUCUAUUCAACGAUGGCGAAUUGCAAAGGGAACCCGUUAAUCCCAGCCCUGAGGAUUCCUGCAAUAUGAUACUUCGGCUUCGUCGAGCAGGAAUAGGAUUUAACACCGAACCAAUCCGUUCAGAAAGAGGGCAGUUUAAUGUACGAACGGAUUCCUACUUUGUGGAACCGGGAUUUAUUAGCGUUUACGCUUACGGAUGCGAGCCUCGCUUGAAACAGCACCGGAGGAGCUAUCGAGACGACGAUGAAGAAGAAGACGACAUAUCUAGGGAGAUGGAGGAUAUAUUUUUGAAGGGAAUUAGGUCGCUCCUAACCAAUUACAUGCAAAAAGAGUUACAGCCGGCCAUCAAAGAGACUCUUAUGACAAAUUUAGGAUACACUGUGUCGUAUGGAUGAAAAUUGUUUUGUCUUAGGUGUGAGACUUUUAAUUAAUUGGGGUGUUGUAUAUAAAAUGUGAAGUGCCUUCCUCCUGUAUCUAUAUGCCUCCUUAU